Molecule: messenger RNA, 3092 nt
Organism: Ceutorhynchus assimilis (cabbage seed weevil)
Lineage: Eukaryota; Metazoa; Arthropoda; Insecta; Coleoptera; Curculionidae
Source: the annotation of a GenBank genome assembly
UUUAUUUGUAGGUUGGCACCACUGCAUUAACAAAUAUGGCGUAAACUAGGCUUGGUUUAGAAAAAAAAACAUUGCAGCUUUUACUAUUAAAAGAUUUUCUGAUUUUUUUUUAACGUGUACGAAAUUGUUUAGUGUUUUGCUAAUAAUUAAAAGUGUUGUUGGACCCGCAAUUCUACUAAAAGACUGCAAACCAAAUGUUUAAAUGGACGCUUCGUCCAUCAUUACCCAGGUGUCGAGAGAGGAUGAACAACUAAACAGUUAUCCUCCUGAAAAAGGUAAUCAACCGGUGGUAAACGAAAACGCCUCGUCGCAAACGACACCGAACAAUGAGUACCCGGAACCGGCAACGGCACCGUCACAAAAGAAAAACACUCGCGGUUUUCUCAGAUCGUUACUGUGCUGUUUGGGCAAACGGAAAAGUAAAAGUCAAGGCGGUCCUGAACAGUGCGUAGACGGGUCGCAGUACGCGCCCAGCGGCGACAGGGUGUCGUUUCUGUUGCCGCCCGCCCGCCAUCAGGAUUCUCAGAAAAAGUGCAUGGUCAUCGAUUUGGACGAGACUUUGGUUCAUAGUAGUUUUAAGCCUAUAAACAACGCCGACUUCAUAGUCCCAGUCGAAAUUGACGGCACCGUACAUCAAGUCUACGUCCUAAAACGACCACACGUUGACGAGUUCCUGAAAAGAAUGGGCGAACUCUAUGAGUGUGUCCUUUUCACCGCUUCUCUUGCAAAAUACGCCGAUCCUGUAGCCGAUUUACUGGACCAAUGGGCCGUCUUCAGAGCGAGAUUAUUCCGGGAAAGUUGCGUUUACUAUCGAGGAAAUUACGUCAAAGAUUUAAACAAAUUAGGCAGGGAUUUACAGCAGAUUGUUAUUGUUGAUAAUUCGCCUGCUUCCUAUAUAUUCCAUCCAGAUAAUGCAGUGCCAGUAGCUUCGUGGUUUGACGACAUGAACGAUAACGAAUUGUUAGAUUUAAUACCGUUUUUCGAAAAACUGAGUAAAAUGGACAACGUUUACACGGUUCUAUGUAAUUCGAAUCGGCCCUACAACAACAGCAGCGUACCACAACUAAAUGGACCCACCCCCACCACUACAACAGUGGUACCGCAACAACAAAUUUUAGCCGGCAACAAUACGUAGCAGUUUGCACCAGGCAAGAUUUUUAAUAAUUAUUAUUUUAUCGGUGGCGUAUUUUGCCAUUUUUGUUUUUAUUUUUUUUACAAAUUUUAUUUGAGCUUUAGGUAACCGACCAAAAAAAAAAAAAAAUUCAAUAGAGAUAAAUUAGACAAUGAAUCAACAUAAAUUGCUCAUUGCCAGUGAUUUUUAUACACACUACUUGACUGCACUUAUUUCUUGACAUAGUUGGCAACAUUGUUUGUAUUAUUUUUUCUGACAGUUGACAGAUAAAUAAUGGUUUAAAUGUCAUCUGUCAGAAAAAAUUGUGCAAUUAAAUUAGAAAAAAAAAAAAAUACGGAUAAAUGCCUUUAGUCUACUAGCUACAAUGUUGUCAAAUUUUCAUAAAAUUACUUUGAAAAACAUUUUGGUAUGAAAUUUUUCAGAGGCAUUUUUUUUGUAUUUUGUUUACCAAUAUCCGAACAAAGAAUUAUUUUUGUUUUUUUAUUUUUUUUUUUCUACAGGGUGUUACAAAUUUAUGAGUAAAUAUGGGAAUUUUGAUAAUUAUAAUAAAAAAUACAGGGUGUGUUAAAGUACCUACUUCAAAAUAAAUGACACUCUAUUAUUGUUAGUUUUUUUCUUUUAUUUGAAAUCCUAUGUUUUGUCUUUGGGUCAUUUUUUCUUAAUUUAAGAUUUAUGGAUUUUCAUCCAAAUAUGCCAGUGUAAACCCAAUCAUUUCCAUUAAGCUGAUACGGAGCACCCAAAAUUAGUUCCAUAUACAGUUCUUUGCUCUAGGUUCAACCAGAAUCGGUUCCAAAUCAAAUCAGAACCAAAUUUUGCCCUAUACUUACUUGCGAAUUUGACACACCCUGUGUAAUAAAGGAGAGAGAGAGAAAAAAAAGAUGAAUAAGCUCGUAAGUUGAGUUGGCAUUUAAAAAAAAAAAAAAUUAGAAACACAAAAAUGAUAAAAUAAAAUUGUGGCCUUAAAUCUUAUAUCUCAAAGCUACUUUUGUCAACUUUUUAUAAUACUGUAGGAAUUUUCCCAUUUUAAAAUUUAUCAGAUAUUUAGGGUCGGUUUAUUCACCUUCUGAUAAAACUAUCAAUCUGACAAAAUGAUAAAUUUAACUUUCAGAUAGAUAAAUAAACCUGGGCCUUAACAACUAAAAAUCCAGUGCCAUAUAAUUUUGGCUAUUGAAUAUUGAUUUGCAAGGUCGUGUUAUUAUUAUUAUUAUCAAAAAAAAAAAAAAACAUCACUUAAUUAUUGUACAGUAUGUAAUUUAGGUUUCAAAAACCUAUAUUUAGUACAAAAAAUAUAUAGUUUAUUUAUAAAUAAUUGUCCGCCACUCAAUAACAAUUUUUUUUUUUUUGUAUUUUUAGCCCUAAAACAACUAUUGUAUUUUUUUUUUUUAUUAUUUAAAAAAGUGUAUAGUUUAUUUUUUAGUAAUAUUAUUGUAUUCUUUAAUUAUUAUAAAAAAAAAAAAAAUUAAUAUAUUUCUUCUUAUUUUGUAUGUACCAAGAAAAUUGUGUGAAUAAUUUAUUCUAUAUUGGAUUUUUAUUUUAUUAUAAAUAUUUUUAACGCAGCAAUAAUUUUUUUUUUUUAGUCUCUUUUAUUCUAGCAUUUAAUUAUGACAACAAGGGACUAAAUAUUUGUAAUAAUAAUUAUUAUAUUAACAAUUAUUUUCUUUCUGUUUCAUCAGAAGAGUAAUUUUUAUUAUUAUUAGGUCUGUUUAAAUCAAAAAGCAGUCAGAGCAAAUUUCAUUGGUUGAAAACCAAUAAAAUUCAAUCUGACUGGUUUUUUGAUUUUUGCAAAAACAAACCUACUAUUGUUUUAAUGUUGAUUUUUGAACAAAAAUUGUAUUUAAAAAAAAAAUAUGUAAAAAUACUUGAGUGUUUUUCCUAUUGUAUUUGUGUAUAUUGAAACAAAACAAACAAAAAAAAAUAUUGCCUUGAUUUUUGUAAAUAAAAUGCAUCAAUUUGUACCCAA